CGUAAGCGGAUGCACCUGUCGCGCCUGCGCAGUGUUAACAUAGUCCACGAAUUUCCAGAAUUUCUCCAAAUUUUGGUAUUUUUAACAUUACAAAAUGCACUGUUCCAAACCAAAAGGGAAUCCUGCAGCCAUUCCAGUCAAACAAGAAGAUACUCAUCUUGAUGGACGAUGGAUGAGCUUGCAUGAGGAUUAUGUGAGUGAAGCAAUGGGGAAGGAGCCAGAUGUUUUGUUCGUUGGAGAUAGUUUGAUACAGCAUUUGGCACAGACUCAGCAUUGGAAGAAUAUGUUUGAACAACUUCACUGCCUCAAUUUUGGCAUUGCUAAAGACCAAACCCAGCAUGUGCUAUGGCGACUUGAAAAUGGAGAAUUGGAAAAUAUUUUACCAAAGGUGAUUGUGUUAUUAAUCGGUACCAAUAACCAUGAUCAUUCAGCAGAAGAGAUAGCUGGUGGGAUAGAGGCCAUCGUUGAUCUUUUGUUAUCCAAGCAACCGCAGGCUCAAAUUAUAGUUCUUGGCAUUCCACCACGAGGAAAACAUCCAAAUUCGCUGAGGACGAAACUAGGUGAAGUCAAUACUAUGCUAUUGGGUAGUCUUAAAGAUAAGCCUAAGGUCACAUUUCUUGACGUCGGGAAGGAUUUCGUCGAAGAGGGCCAAAUCAGUCGACUCGAUAUGUACGACUAUCUGCAUUUUACUCACGAUGGUUACCAGAAGUUCUGCGAGCCCCUCCUAGAGGAAAUUCAAGACAUCGUCGGGAUUACGAAGGCGUGAAUCGUCCAUUAUUAGCUCGAGAGAUCUUUCAUUGUUGUUGUAAGAACAUUGGUGGUGCAUUCAAGUGACUAUAGGUGUCGCUUAGCGUUAUCACGUCUCAUCGAUGUCCGUUAUCAAAAAUAUACAAGCAAGAUGUUCAUUUAUUCGUCUCGCUUGUGUAGUUUUGAUAUUACGUGUGUAUGUGAGUUUGUGUCCGACUGUUACCAACGGUUACCCUGUUCUGCAAAAUGACUCAAGUAGUCGAAGGGGGUUAAUAAGCUAAAACUGGUAGGAAGUUUUGAAAUGUAUGGCAUUCGGUCUGUUUUCUGAUUUAUGCGCGGCCUUGGUGUUCUGGGAUGGGAGUCCGACUCAAAAGCCAAGGAUGAUAGGUUAGGGCCUCACUUCUUUCGCUGCCUUGUCCCCCAUGGUUCAGCUACUGUUUAAUAGAGCUGUAUUGGCUGACCCUGCGAUGAAUUUAAUCUUCCGAGUCUUGUGUGGUGCCGGAGCAAAAUAGUUUCUAAUCAGCUUUGAUAUACGAAAUUCAUCCACCUCCCUCGAUAAAACUGUUGGUAACAUUGGAUACCACUGGUCUGAUAACCAUUUGCUUCAAUCAUAAUUAUUAUAAAAGUAAGAGCUAUAUCUGCAAUUAUUAUUUCCGUCGCGCUUCCUGGUCAGAAGUGAAUGCAUCAGGACUGGUUAAGAAUAAGACUCUGUGCUAGAAUUGGAUAUUCCAUGUGAAAGAUGGGGCGAGCCAAUGGGUGGUGUGGGUCGAGCAAUCGGAUCUUGGUCUGUGACUCAGUUGGUUGUUCAGUUCCGUUGCGACCCAGUAGCUUUGAUGUCGGGCCUAAUGUUUCAGAGAAGUGUUGAGGUGUAAUGUACUUGUAAUCUAGUACAAUGUAGUUUAAACUGUCAACAACUGGACAAGCUAGGCCUUUUCAUGCCAAAACUUGAUAAUGGGUGAUAUGAAUAAAGACUAGCAAAUGCUUUUAUCUAAAACUCCAUGUACAAUUACACUAGGCCUUUCUGUACAAAAUUGAAGUAAAAGCAUUUGCUAGACUUUAUUCAUAUCAGCCAAUGGCUCUGCAGUUCUUAAGAAGAAGAACUGAUUCCAUAUUGUGGGGUCGGUCAAGGAAUUUAUGCCAGAAUUUCUUGGGUCGAUGUAGGGAUAGGUCCUUUGGUGAAUGGCCAAGGGGCUGGACGUAGAGAUAGUUUCAUUAGUUAAAAGCCUAGUGAUAAAGAACUUGUGAACAUUCAGAUAAAAUGGUCAUAUUAGGUUGUAAUCAGACGAUUUUGGUCAUAUUUUGUUUGCAUGGUGUCGGCAAAAUAUUUGUCCUUGCUCUGAUAAAAUAUGUGAAUGUAUAAUUGUAGUAUGUCAAAAAUGUAGCCAUCAUAAAAAAGAUGUAAAAAUUAUUUGUAGUGUUUCAACUGAUGUAAAAUUUAAUGUGUUUGGAUUAAAAGAUAAAAUAUAUUUUCUUUGGUAUCCUGUUAAAAAAGGGUUAAACUGAAAAGGUCUUCUCUGCCCAUCAGGUGAGUGAUUCAGAUCGCUGCACCAAGCAAUCAUGAUUGCAUGCAACAAAAAUUGCUUGUUUGCGAUAAUCGUUACUUGAACCUCCGACACAACAAAAGGACUCAAUCUGGAUACGCUAAAUUUUACUUCGGUUCUGUAUCUUGUUUGUUAAUAUUGAUGUUAAUCAUGAUACAUGCUGCUGGUUGUGCUACGUAAAUGUCUGUCGUUGGGCUAUUUUCAUGUGUAGGGGAUCACAAAAUAGUUGCUAAGGAGACUCACAACUUGAUUAACCAGUUAACUGCGUACCACGAGUAUACUCGUCUAGCCUUGUUUUCAUUCCAUUGCGUACGAUGGACAUACUCGUCCCAGUUUUAUGACCCUAAACAUUCGCUGCUACACCCUUGGAAUCCCCUAAAGAUCGUCAGUGGUGCUAGUUCAUGCUUCUAACACCAUGCGCCGCCACUGUACUGUCGUGUGCAUGGCCAUUUUUCCCGCUGUUCUUCAAGGGAAGAACAAGUUGAAAAUAGACGAAAAACGUCGUUUUCCUGAAAUUUUAUUACGCAAUAGGGUGAAAACUGUGAAAAAUUAAUUCUGCAGUUAACUUGUUAAUUGUUCACAGGGUGGUGGCCGUCAAGUCAAGUCAAGCAUUAUGCAGGUGGUCCGCUGACAAAUGUGACUCGCUCUACCAAAACAAGGCGCUUGUCGCAUCUGAACUUGACAGGUUGAUACGGACUUGUUGUUCAUUUCCCUAUUGUAGACCUUUUGUGAAAUGUGACCAAAUCAGUUUGUAGUAGAUUUCACAAAAGGUCUACAAUAUGGAAAUGAACAACGAGUCCGUAUCAACCUGUCGAGUUCAGAUGCGACAAGCGCCUAGUUUUGGUAGAGCGAGUCACAAAUGGUCAUGUUCGUGUUGAGUUUUCAUCGAUAGAGAGAUUCCUCUGCAAUAUUCUGAGGUAGAGCGUAGUCAAAGAGUGAUGAUGUGAAGUCAUUUUUGAUAUUGCGUUAUGCUAUCUCGGAAUGUCGAGACUCUAUGAUUGGAACAUGUCAGGAAAGUGACAGGAGUCGAGAUGUUGGAUCACACUAUUAGCCCCACUCUAUUGACUGGGAGCUGCGUUAAUAAAUUCCACCAAAACAGCUGCAUUCCAAGUAGGCUUACAAAGAUUUAUCAUGUCAUGGUUAUAGCAUGUCCUGCCAUUGCCAAAAUCUGUCGAAUUAUUGUCCAUAUAUAUAUAUAUGUAUGUAUACUUGUCGUAAUAUCAUUUCGCAGGCUGUACACACUUCUGAAAUCGUGUGAUGUUAGCAAAACUUGCGGCAUUUUACAUGAUGCAUUAUAUGAUGUGUUCAGCAAUUCAUCCCUUUCCUGACCAGAGCCCCCUAGUGGUGUGGGGGAACAGUAUGACUGUGGGUCAACUGGUUCCGACGUCUACCUGUGAGGUUUCCCUAUAAUUAGACGAAAUUUUUUCACUGCACCACAAGAGGUGUCCAUCUUAAAAGAGGUGAAUUGUUCGACUUGAGGAAGUGAGUUCCCAAAACGUGUAUCAAAUAUGGCCGAGUAUAUGUGCUAAAUAGUGCUAUUGUCAUUGCCUUCAAAUGUACAACUUGUUAGCUGAGCUGUAAUGUGGAUUUAAAAUUUCACCGCUGGGGAAUUCAUUUGCAAGACUGGGCCUAAGUCAAACAUUUUGCAUUCUGUUGGCAGUUUUAGUUGAGAUUAUCCAUGAAUUCAUUCGGCUUGUAUUUUCAGCUGUCAUUUUGUGCUUAGUUUUGUAAAGACAUGCUAAUCUCAAUUUCUGAUGGAGUAGUAUUAGUCGUAGUUCCGAGACCCGUGUCUUCGCCGUGUGUCAAAAAACCCGGGGCGCACUUACACCUAUCAGUGGUGUUAGAUAAUGGUUAAUAGCCCCGGCGACAGGUGCGCUGUAGGUAGGGAGCUCCCUGUGUUCACGCAUGCGCAAUACCGAGGCAACUACACCGCACCAUCUGUCACCGGAUCUUAGAACUUGCAAUUGCCGUGUCUAUUCAGAUUCCACCUAUCAAAAAGCCUGUGUUGAACACGGGUCUAAAUUAGCCCCCGAUUUGGCGCAUCGAGCUAGAUGGGGCUAAUAGACACGGGGAUUUGACACACGGGUCUAUUUAGACACGGCAAUUCAUAAGUGUAAGCGCAAAAGACACGGGGAUUUGAUAGGUGGAAGUACAACUGUAGUUAUAAGAAUCCAAACAUGGUGUAUGGGCUAUAGGGCGGCUAUAGAGUGAUACUGUAUCAUAUUACGCUUGUGUAAUUAUGAACUGCCGGGUAUUAGACUGCCUUGUUGAGUCCAGUGUAUAUGCUACUCUACUGAUUCCUCCAAUACGCUGCAACAACAUGCCAAACUAAUCCAUCUUUUCCUCUACCCAGUUGGGUCCAGUGUUUAUCAUCAUCAUCAUAUCAUUACCGGCGUCGUAACCCUAUUGGAUUUUUGCCGGAGGUAUGGAGUCCACUAUAGGCUACUGUCCACCUAUGUAGGAUCUUUUACUUGCCCUGGCUCGGGUACAAGGGACCACGGCUUUUAGUCUCAUCCGACAGACCCUCGAGUAUUUCAUACGUUAAUGUAUGUAUUGUGAAGAGCCAGGAAUUUUAGUUCCUUGAAAGCCACGCCGGUUCAUCCAGAAAUACAAUCCUGGGUUCUCCCCGGGAUCGAACCCGGGCCCUAUUGCGUGGUAGCCAGCAGUGUUAACCACUAGGCUAUGAGGCUCUUAUGCUACCCAACUGAUCACAUUCACAUGUAGUUUAAGUUCAAAUAUAUACCUCAGCUUGCCAUUGCCUCAUUAGCAUUGGCACGUUAUUAAGAGAAGAGCAUUUUCAUAUUAUGUGCUAGCUUAGCUAUUUUUUUCUUGAGUAGAUUUAGUUGUUUGCUUUGUGUAUUUCAUUGCAUAAAAUCAUGUAAAUUUCCAUUCUCUUUUGUACAUAUUGUAUAUUUUUGCUGUCUUUGACCAGCUCAUGUCUGUAUUCGAUUAUAAAAUGAUUUAUGUACAAAGUGUACCACAUCUUGAAUGUUCGAAUUCUGCAAUGCGAACUUUCACCACAGAUUAGAAUCCUGCAACUUGAUUGGCCUAGUUUCUACGAUUCAAUCCUGUGCCAUAGUUAAAUCUCGUCCCAUUUAUGCAGUUUCUUGGCCAAAAGUUAAAUCUGUCACACUUCUAUUCAGUUUAACAUUGAAGGGGACCACGUUCUGAAUGUUAAUGACGUGGGAAGGGUUAAUGGCCCUGUUCAUGUUAGAAAGAAAAAACUUUAUUAUCAGGAGCCUAGAAUU
Molecule: messenger RNA, 5536 nt
Organism: Lineus longissimus
Lineage: Eukaryota; Metazoa; Nemertea; Pilidiophora; Heteronemertea; Lineidae
Product: platelet-activating factor acetylhydrolase IB subunit alpha2-like
Exons: 5
Coding region: 95-766 (223 amino acids)
Source: RefSeq, a predicted model, not a curated record